Messenger RNA from Fonsecaea nubica, 1833 nucleotides. RefSeq lists its product as hypothetical. NCBI's taxonomy places the organism in Eukaryota, Fungi, Ascomycota, Eurotiomycetes, Chaetothyriales, Herpotrichiellaceae. Gene Ontology annotation, biological process: nucleotide catabolic process. The transcript is spliced from 2 exons. The record is from RefSeq and is a predicted model, not a curated record. Gene Ontology annotation, cellular component: cytosol. Gene Ontology annotation, molecular function: hydrolase activity. Bases 1 to 1833 code for a protein of 610 amino acids.
AUGUUUAUCUACAUCGCGGUGACUUUGGCAUUUCUGGUAGAGUCCUCUCUCUCAAAGCAGCCUUCAGCCCCUGAGGCGUUUGCAUCUCCUCUCAGGGAUUUGCGGUUUGGGCAGCUCAACUUCCUGCACACAACGGACACCCAUGGCUGGCAUGCCGGCCACUUACUGGAACCAUCUUUUAGCGCGGACUGGGGCGAUUAUGUCGAUUUCGCGGCACGGUUGAGGGAGAAGCUGGAUGCGGAAGGCCUUGACUUAUUGAUCGUCGAUACGGGAGAUCGCAUCGAGGGCAAUGGCCUCUAUGACGCAUCAGAGCCCAAAGGUCUCUUCACUUUCGACAUCUUUCGCGCGCAGCACAUGGAUAUCAUCUGCUCCGGCAACCACGAACUCUACCAGAAGAAUUCGUCCGAAAAUGAAUAUCUCAUCACUGCCCCGGCGUAUUUUGACAGCUAUCUUGCUUCUAACCUGGACAUCAUUGAUCCAAAUACGGAGCAACUAGUCCCCCUUGCGCAAAGGUACAAGAAGUUCACUACCAAGAAUCAAGGCAUUCGUAUCGUGAGCUUCGGCUUUCUCUACAAUUUCGACCGAAACUACAAUAACACGGUCGUCCAGCGAGUCGAGCAGACCGUUCAAGAGCCCUGGUUCCAAGAGGCCAUUCGUGAUCGGGACGUUGACUUGUUUGUUGUUAUUGGUCACGCUGCCAUACGGUCCGAGGAAUUUGAGAUCAUCUACAAGGCUAUCCGUUCAGUCCAGUGGGAUACCCCUAUCCAGUUUUUUGGCGGCCACUACCAUAUCCGGGACUAUCGCAAGUUUGACAGCAAGUCUUACGGCCUUGCGAGUGGCCGCUUCAUGGAGACUAUUGGCUUCCAGUCGAUCGACGGCCUCUCCACGAACAGCAGCCGCUCUACCACUGAGAAUCCCACCUUCUUCAGGAGAUACAUCGACAACAAUCUUUACUCAUUAUACCACCAUUCAGGCCACAAUGAAUCAACAUUUCAUUCCGAGAGGGGGCGAAACAUUACAGAAGCAAUCGGCGAAGCUCGUCAAGCGCUUGAUCUAGAUCAAACAUUUGGCUGUGCUCCCAAAGAUCUGUGGAUGAGCCGCGCGCCUUAUCCAAGCGAUGAUAGCAUCUUCUCGUGGCUGGAGCAUGAAGUCUUUCCUGGCGUUGUCAGCGAUGUCAGGCGAGACGAUCGGCCGCGCCUCGUCAUAUCUAACACAGGAGCAAUUCGAUUUGACAUCUUCAAGGGAGCUUUUACAAAGGAUUCAACCUAUAUUAUCUGUCCGUUCACCAGCGGAUUCCACUAUAUCAAAGACGUGCCAUACAGCAAAGCCAAACAUCUCAUCAACAUGCUGAACCGCGGAGGUCCAAUCUUUGAGAGUGUCGACCCAUCCUUCGCCAUGUGGAAACUGGCUCCACCCGAACAAAUAAGUGUCAAAGAAGACAUCGUCCUCUCUUCCGGAAACAGGUACCAUCAUUCGCAGAUGUUGCUCUCGGACGAUGAUGGCGACAGUCUAACUCCAGGCUACACCACGCAUGACGACUUGGGCGACGAUGGUGACGACACAAUUCACACCCCGAUAUCCUUCUACCAAGUCCCUAACUGCAUCCAAUCAACCAUCAACCCGCAGCCAGACACCAUCAACCUCGACACGGACGAGGACGUCGUCGUAGAUGUUGUCUUCAACGAAUUCAUCGAGCCGUGGAUCAUCUUGGCCUUCCGGUUCUUGGGGCUCGAGUACUCGGACGAUGAUGUGGACCAGUACAUGCCUGGAGAGAAUCUGACGACCUUGAUCGCCAAGUGGGUCGCCGAGAACUGGAAGGUCCAUUGUAAAUAA